UUUUUUCCUCAUACUUAAACCGCCGCGAUGAAAUACGUACUUGUUUCUGGAGGUAAGCCUGCAGCAAUGCUUGACUCAUGUUUUCGAUCCCUCGCAUCCCGUGUAUUAUGGGAUUCGAGAGGAUCAGUUUGCGAACAGCUUGAUAUAUUAUAAGAAACCAUUUAGUUAAUGUCUUUAUUAUUUAUACAGGUGUGAUCAGUGGCAUCGGGAAGGGCGUAAUUGGUAUGCAUCUGAUUUGAUAUAUAUAUCAUAUGCCAGUUGUUGGGAAAGCUCAAAGCUGAAACCCCUAUGUCGAAUAUGCAUGUUCUAACAAUUGCGACUUAUACAGCUUCUUCAAGUGGACUUCUCUUGAAGACCGAUGGCCUCAAGAUAAGUCUAACCUUGUCAAUAAUGCAAUUGGGUCGCUAGCUCUAACUAUCGAUGCACGUUACCUCUAUCAAGAUCGACCCCUACAUGAACGUAGACGCCGGGACUAUGGCACCUACGGAGUAUGUAAUAAACCUUGAGGCAUGCUUUAAGAAGUAUCGUCUGACUAUUGGUGACUAGACACGGUGAGGUCUUCGUGUUGAACGAUGGUGGUGAAGCCGAUCUAGAUCUCGGAAACUAUGAGAGGUACUUGAAUGUUACUCUCUCGCGAGAUAACAACAUUACUACUGGAAAGAUGUACAAGCAUGUCAUCGAAAAGGAACGGCGAGGGGACUACCUUGGCCGUACUGUCCAGAUUGUUCCUCACCUCACGGAUGCUAUUCAAGAUUGGAUAGAGCGUGUAGCUAGGACUCCUGCUGACGAUAGCAACGAGGAGCCCGAUGUCUGUGUUAUCGGUAUGACCAUUGAAUAACCAAUGCCAAAAGGAACAUUUGUUGAAGCUAAACUGAAUAUAGAGCUUGGUGGGACGCUUGGUGACAUCGAGAGUGCUCCCUUUGUUGAGGCUAUGCGUCAGCUACGCCGCCGUGCUGGAAAGAACAAUUUUCUCCAGAUCCAUGUCUCGCUUGUCCCUGCAAUUCAUGGGGAGUUGAAGACCAAGCCUACCCAGCAAGCUAUUCGAGAUGCGCGCUCAGCCGGCCUGAGCCCUGAUCUGAUUGCCUGUCGCUGUGAAAGAGCGCUUGACAAGGCCACCACUGAUAAGAUUGCUAUGUUCUGCCAGGUUGAGCCUGAGCAAGUGAUUGGCGUCCAUGAUGUUGCUUCAACAUAUCACGUCCCUCUCCUCUUAGAACAGCAAGGAUUCCUUGGUCAGCUUCGUGAUAUCCUGAAAAUUGAUGAACUUACCAUUCCCCAAGCCUCUAUAGACAAGGGCCAAAACACUUGGAAACAGUGGAAGGCCCUAACAACUUCCCAAGAGCAUGUCUAUAGUACUGUUAACAUUGCCCUUGUCGGCAAGUAUGUCAGUCUCCACGACUCCUACCUCUCCGUUAUAAAAUCUUUAGAGCACUCUGCCAUGGCUUGCCACCGAAAGCUCAAGAUUACCUGGAUUGAUGCUUCAAAUCUUGAGAAAUCAGCCGCCGAGGCAAACCCCGAGGCAUUCCACAAGGCCUGGCAUGAUAUGUGUACCGCUGACGGCAUCCUUGUUCCCGGCGGGUUUGGCACUCGUGGGACUGAGGGAAUGGUAGCUGCGGCUCACUGGGCUCGUACCAAAGGCAAGCCUUACCUUGGUAUCUGCCUCGGCAUGCAAAUAGCUGUCAUUGAGUACGCCCGUAACGUCUGCGGGAUCUCAAAAGCCAGUUCUAUUGAAUUUGAUGACCGCACUCCGGAUCCUCUUAUCGUUUUCAUGCCUGAAAUUGAUCAAGUCAACCUUGGCGGUACUAUGCGCCUCGGAUCUCGACCAACGAUUUUCCAACAGGACAGUGAAUGGUCAAAGCUCCGAAUGCUGUAUGGACUUAACCGUACUUCUAUUGAUGAACGCCACCGUCAUCGCUAUGAAGUCAACCCGGAAUAUAUCGAUACUCUCCAGAAAGCUGGACUUCACUUCAUUGGUAAGGACGACAAGGGCGAGCGCAUGGAAAUCAUCGAACUCAAAGACCACCCUUGGUUUGUUGGUGUUCAAUUCCACCCGGAGUAUUUGUCCCGUGUUCUCGCCCCAAGCAAGCCGUUCCUUGGCCUCGUUGCCACCGCCGCCGGCGUUUUUGACGAGAUCAUGAAGUCUCAGGCUUGUGGAAAGGAUUUGGCUAGCGGAGUUGCUAACAUUGCCAUCUAAAAGUAUGUUGUGGCAUAUUCUGAGACUUGUGUAUCUCGUUUUGCGCGCCUGCUAUCGCGAGAAACAUCGUUCCCGACACUUAACGAACAAACUCAGACGUGUCUGUGGAUCUCCAGUUCCUCGACAGAAAAAAGAAAGAAAAAUGAAAUGGAUCACGACGAAGAGAAACAGGAAAGGAAAGGAAAUAAACAUUUGGGUUGCUCAGGUUCGAGAGGUGUUUGCGUAAAUAUAUUUUGCCUGUUAUCCAUCGUUACAAUAUAGCCUAUCAAGCUUUGAUCAAGCCUACAGCUAACCUGACUUAGCUUCUAAUGCAUAUACAACUAACUAAACGGAGGUUUCUGGACGUGUGACAAUGGCCUACUAAUAAUGAACAUUACUCAAUGGGUGUUAUAGCUAGUUAACGGCUUGAUAGAUUUACGGAAUAAUUGUCAGUCAACGUGAAUCAUAUUUACGCUUUAGACGCCACAAAGAGCAAUCAUUUUCUUCACGUUUUCCACCCUGCAUUCGUAUUGCUCGACUCUGCACAAGGAAAGCAGCAUUUACUUUUUCUUUUACUCUUUUUUUUUUUUUUGUUUUGCUUUUCUUUCGUUUUUUGCUGAUCCGGAGAUA
Messenger RNA from Trichophyton rubrum CBS 118892, 2800 nucleotides. RefSeq names its product CTP synthase. Lineage: Eukaryota; Fungi; Ascomycota; Eurotiomycetes; Onygenales; Arthrodermataceae. Gene Ontology annotation, biological process: CTP biosynthetic process; pyrimidine nucleobase biosynthetic process. The record is from RefSeq and is a predicted model, not a curated record. The transcript is spliced from 3 exons. Bases 842 to 2191 code for a protein of 449 amino acids. Gene Ontology annotation, molecular function: CTP synthase activity; identical protein binding. Gene Ontology annotation, cellular component: cytoophidium; cytoplasm.